Messenger RNA from Cricetulus griseus (Chinese hamster), 1254 nucleotides. The record is from RefSeq and is a predicted model, not a curated record. NCBI's taxonomy places the organism in Eukaryota, Metazoa, Chordata, Mammalia, Rodentia, Cricetidae.
UGGGCGGGGCCCGCAGGAGGGGGGGCGGGGCCGAACCGGUUGCGCGCGCAAAUGGCAAUCACAGUUGGGUCAAUCCAAGAUGGCGGUCGCGGCGUUGCGAGCAGCUGUGCGGGACGCGGGGCGCUGCGUCCGAUGGAGCUACGGGCCGCGGCAGCUGAGCCAAACCCAGGGGUCUCAUGAAAACCCCAGCUUUCUGGAGUCUGAGGAUGAAUACCAAUUUGUGGAGCGCCUGUUUCCCCCUACCAAAAUCCCACAGCCACCAAAGCAUGAACAUUAUCCCACUCCCAGUGGCUGGCAGCCUCCCAGAGAUCCCCCUCCUAGCUUGCCCUACUUUGUUCGUCGAUCCCGGAUGCAUAAUAUCCCUGUCUACAAGGACAUCACACAUGGCAACCGACAGAUGACUGUGAUCCGGAAGGUAGAAGGGGACAUCUGGGCUCUACAGAAGGAUGUGGAAGAAUUUCUGAGCCCACAGCUGGGAAAGACACCUGUCACCCAGCUUAUUCAGCUUACAGGUACUCUUCGAAUCAAGGGCUACUUUGAUGAGCAGCUUAAAGCCUGGCUUCUUGAGAAAGGCUUCUGAGGCCUGAUGAUCAGCCUCUGUGGCAGUGCCCUCUACAAACUGGCGUCCAGAGAGGAAGUGGAUUUGGAGUCUCCGGAAUGGGAUUCAAAGCACAGGGUUUAGGGAUCGGUCAAGAUAUCAAGGGAGACAGUAACUGCUGUCCCUUUGCAUUUCUUAGGUCAGCCAUUCUGGAAACAACCACCGAACCCUGUUUUGGGGGCUUCACGGGACAGACCUUCAGGAGCUUUUGGUAUAAGCUAGACUGGAAAACAACACAGGACAAUGACAUGGCCUGGAAUGGACAAGACAGACAGUUUCUAAGUGCUGUUAUAGGGAGUGUUGGGGACAUCAGCCUGCUGUCCAAUCUCGGUCCAACUCCAUCAUUAAAUUGACUAAGCAGUGUUCAGAUCCUGGCUACCCUGCUUGCCUUCACACCUAAGGUAGAUGAGAUAUCAACCUCCCAGUGCUUAGAGUUUCCAUGUGUGAGAUGAAAGUAUACUUAGUUGUUGAAUGGUCUCAGCAUCAUUUCAGGAAACCACAGGCCAUUCAUAAGUCUACAGGCUGGGCAAGGAAAAGGAGCCCCAUCCUAAGUUAUAAGCUCCACCAGUCAUUAAUGCAAGUUUUUAUUUGGCUGUAUGUACAAUGUAAGCUAUUAAAAUUUGUACAAUAUUUACAAAUUAAAUAAUCAUCUGAAA